Acanthamoeba castellanii str. Neff is the source of this 2073-nucleotide messenger RNA. Its product is annotated as von Willebrand factor type A domain containing protein. The transcript has 7 exons. Gene Ontology annotation, biological process: protein ubiquitination. The record is from RefSeq and is a predicted model, not a curated record. Bases 1 to 2073 code for a protein of 690 amino acids. Lineage: Eukaryota; Discosea; Longamoebia; Acanthamoebidae. Gene Ontology annotation, molecular function: ubiquitin protein ligase activity.
AUGGCCCGCACCAAGCAAACGGCGAGGAAGAGCGUGGGAGGGAAGGCGCCGCGCAAGUAUGCCGCUGCGGCGCAACAACAGCAGCAGCAGGGCAAGUCCGGUGGUGGAUUCGCCAAGCCACAGGCCAUCUCCAACAAGCGCGGCAGGAGAUCCUACGCGAAGGCACAGGCCAUGCCCAGUGGUGAGGAGGAGCAACAGCAGCAGCCACAGGCGAUCCCGGAGAUCACCUACACCGGCACCCACGACACUGCGUUCUACGCGCACUACUUCAUCACCGGCGACAAGGAGAAGGACGAGGAGGUCAAGUGCCACUACGCCCAGGCCCACACCCGCGACCCGCUCACGCAGGCCGAGGACUGCUGGGUCGGCGUCAGCUACAACUCCAAGUACGACGGCAUCGGCAUGAAGACCAACACGCAGGGCCGCCACAGCAACCGGCCCGCGCUCAACCUGGUGGUGGCGCUCGACAUCUCUGGCUCGAUGGGCGAUACCUUCCGCGGAGACGACGAUGACAACGACGAUGAUGACGAGUCCGAGUCUGUCGGUGGUGGGCAGAAGAAGCUCCAGGUGGCCAAGGACUGCCUGCUCACCCUCCUCGCCCAGCUGCGCGAUGAUGACGCCUUCGGCCUGGUGCUCUUCAACAACAAGGCCUCGGUGCUUCAGCCGCUGACCAAGUGGGCCGAGAUCGAGAAGGUCGGCCUGGAGAAGGCCAUCCUCAAGCUCCGCGCAUGUGGUGGCACCGAACUCACCGAAGGUUUCAAGGCGGCCACAAAGAUGUUUGCCAAGGCCGAGGAGGGACCCAACAGGUCGAGUCAUAUGGAAGCUGGUUCGGAUGACGAGAGAAAGUUCAUCGCCACUGUCAAGCAGAAUUCCGAGGUGUCGCUGUGGUCCACAAUCAUCGGCAUCGGCAUGGACCUGGCUCGCGACACAGUGGAGGAGACCAGCAAGACUCCGGGCUGCAACUACGCCACCGUCAUCUCCAACAAGGACUUCCGCGAGAUGAUCGACAACGAGUUCGAUUACACCGUGACCCCCACCGGCUUCAACGUCAGCCUUGGUAUCAACUCUGACGUGUGGCAGCUUCACUCGGGCUACGGCUCGCCCGAAGUGAGCAACCUCCAGCCCGGCGGCCACGCUAGGCACUCCACCCUCUUCCCUUCGACCCAAAACGAGAAGGGUGAGACUCGGGGCGGCCUCUUCCUGUUCAAGGUCAGCCAGAAGGAGCCCGCCGGCCUUGACUCGCCUUUCACACUCGUAUCCAAGUGGGACAACCUGUUGGGUAUCGAGCAAACCGACAUCAAGCAGCUCCAGUUCAAGGAGGGCCACAUUGAUGAUGUCGGCAUCCGAAAGGCCGUACUGCUUGUAUACUACACCGACUUCAUCAGGCCGUACCUGGAGGUGAGGAACCAGGCGCUGGGUCUCCCGUCGAUGGCCGCCACGGUCGCUGCGCCCAUGCCCACGCGCUAUCUAUCGCUCAUCACGCCUGCCAACCGCUUCCAGCUGCUCAAUGACUUCAUCGCGUUCUACAAGAAGGAGAUGGAGGCCAUCCAAGACCCUUCGCUUAACGACGAGCUGACUUUCCUCGAGACCGUUCGCAAAGUCGAGCAGCCCUUCUUCCCGGAGAAGAUCUCAGCCGACGUGGAGAAGGGAGGAAACGUUGGCGGAGAAGUCGAGGGCGAGAAGAAGAGAAAGCACGAUGACGUGGAGCAAGGAGAUCAGGUCAAGAAGGACAACGUUGAUGAUGAAGACGACGACGACGACGACGACGACGACGAAGCGGAGGCGAUCAAGCGGAGGAAGAUGGAAGAGGCUGACGAACAGCUUGCCAGACAGCUGGCAGCUCAAGAAGAAGCGCUCGAAGAAGAACAGCAAAGCGGUGUCGACGACAUGCAGAGAGGCGAUGAAGGCGACGAGGAGGCCAACGGCCAGUGCGUCGUUUGCUGGACGGAGAAGAAGAGCGUACUCUUCCUGCCCUGCCGCCACCUGUGCUCGUGCAAGGCCUGCGGCGACAAGACCACGCAGUGCCCGCUCUGUCGCAAGACCAUCCAACAGAAGACCGACGUCUUCGUGUGA